AUGUAUGAAAUAGAAAUGGUCAAACUUCUUAUUUUACAUGGAGCGUAUGUCAAUGAAAAAUGUACACUUGGAAAAACACCACUUCAUGAAGCAAUUACGAAAAAUAGAGAAAUUGUUGAAGUGCUUAUUUCUCAUGGAUCAAAUGUCAAUGCAAAAGAUAAUAAUGGAGAUACUCCAUUAUAUUUGGCAGCACAAUUGAGUAAUAAAGAAAUAUUUGACCUCCUUAUUUCAUAUGGUGCAGAAAUGAGUUUAUAUGACAAAAUGAAUUUUUUAUUCAUGCGCCUUCUCAAUUUAAUUUCACUCUUGUAUACUUUUUUAUGCAGGUGGCUAAGAUAA
Trichomonas vaginalis G3 is the source of this 336-nucleotide messenger RNA. RefSeq names its product proteasome regulatory particle assembly. Gene Ontology annotation, molecular function: protein binding. The record is from RefSeq and is a predicted model, not a curated record. NCBI's taxonomy places the organism in Eukaryota, Parabasalia, Trichomonadida, Trichomonadidae. The transcript has a single exon. The coding region runs from base 1 to 336 and encodes 111 amino acids.